AUGGUGAGGAAAAUCGCCGAACGCCGCGCGGCGAAAAAGUCGCCGAAGUCGCUGGCUCGCGGCGAAUUGGAGCCUGGCAGCAUUAGAAGCAGAAGAGAAAUAUAUGUUAAUAGGACUAUGUUAUCCCGAAGACACAAGCGCGCUCAGGCCCCAAAUAAAGCUAAGAAGAUUAACCAGCAGAAACUCAACCCACAGCAAGAGCAGGAGCUUAUACGAUAUAUUACCAAACUCAUAGAGAGAUAUCUACCCUCUAGUAGGGAGAUGAUUAAGAACUUCACCGCUACAAUAGCAAAAGAGCCAGUCAGCGAGAGCUGGGUUACUCGCUUCAUUACCCAACACAGUACCCAUCUCAUCUCGUAAUAGACAACUGCUGAAGAUAGCAAUCGCCACAAAGCUAGUUUAGGUGAUAAAUAUCGCCUCAUUUUCGAUCUCCUAUAAC
Messenger RNA from Paraphaeosphaeria sporulosa, 439 nucleotides. RefSeq lists its product as uncharacterized. The record is from RefSeq and is a predicted model, not a curated record. The transcript has 3 exons. Lineage: Eukaryota; Fungi; Ascomycota; Dothideomycetes; Pleosporales; Didymosphaeriaceae. Bases 1 to 360 code for a protein of 119 amino acids.